AUGACUAGCAGCAUCUGUCCCACGUGCUCCUGCACAGAAAUCGAUGUGGUAGAUGUGAGCGGCGAGGCGGUUUGUGUAAGCUGUGGCACUAUUCUUGAGGAGAACAACAUCGUGUCGUCUAUCGAGUUUCAGGAGUCUGGCGGCGGCGCGCAUUCUGUCGUAGGGCAGUUUGUGUCGGCUACAGCUUCUAAAUCUUACGGUAAUAUUGGCACUAGCGGCCGCAACUACGGAGUUGAGUCUCGCGCUAAUACGCUUGCUAAUGGCAAGAAGAAGAUUCGCCAGAUUGCAGGCAUGUUGAGACUCGGGGACCACUACGUGGACUCGUCCUUUCGUCUCUUCGCUCUGGCGCUUCAGCGCAACUUUACACACGGUCGCAAGACGCAGACGGUUAUUGCUGCUUGCCUUUAUAUCGUAUGUCGCCGAGAGCGUUCGCCGCACUUGCUCAUCGACUUUUCGGAUAAGCUGCAGAUUAACGUGUACGUGCUCGGCGGCGUCUUUCUUAAAUUCUGCAAGCUGCUACAAAUUCAUCUUCCGCUCAUUGACCCGUCGCUCUAUAUCCACCGCUUUGCAUCGCAACUCAACUUUGCAGGAAAGACGCACAGCAUUGCUACUACGGCACUUCGUCUUGUGGCUACUAUGAAGCGCGACUGGAUCGAGACAGGUCGUCGGCCCUCGGGUAUCUGCGGUGCAGCGUUACUCAUUGCGGCACGCUCGCAGUCGGUCAUGUGCAGUCUGCACGACGUCAUGGAUGUCGUUAAUAUCGGAGAACGGACGCUUAAGCAGCGACUUUAUGAGUUCUCACUCACCCCGACAGCGCAAUUGACGUACGACCAAGUAGGAAAGCUCGAGAUGUCGCGCGUGGAGUGUGAUCCACCCAGCUUUCAGCGUCACCGAGAGAAGGAAGUAAUGGAAAUGAUGCUUGUUGAAUCGAAAAAAGUAUUACUGGAGCAGAAAUUAGGACACAAAAAGCGACUGACAAGGAUUCGGAGAGGCUCGGACGACGACAGCGAUGAUGACGAAGUCAGAGACAGCGCCCUGUCCAAAGGCCUGUUGGACAAGAAAGCGCAGCGUAUGAAGGAUGAGGAGAUGUCGCGCCUCUUGACAAGUGAUGCGUACUACAAAAAGAGACAAGGAGAAGCACUUUUUGGUAGCAAUUGCACGAAUGUGGGAAUUAAAGGUUCGGUGAUCGGCAAAGGCAGAGCUGACAAAGAAGACGAUGAAGAGAUUGAUUAUGGGUUUGACAACGCGAAUGACCAGAUUGUUAAUCGAGCAAGUCGUUUAGCAGCACACGAAGUUUUGAUUCGUGUGCGCAAGAAAUCAGCUCGUUACAUAAUGAGGAAACGCGAUGAGGCCACUUUCUACAAGACUAUAGAACGCGAUCUCACAAUGGCACUGGAGGAGGACAACACAUCAGCAAUGGUUAGCCGAAGCGGAGAAAAAGAGUCACUUGGAGACGUUAAUGGUGAAACCAAGCUUAUCGAUUAUUUGUCAUCUUCGGCAGACGACGAAGUAGGAUCUGCAGGAGUAAGGAGACGAAGUUUGCUUGACUUAGCUGAAAGAAGUAGUGAUCACGAACAGCGGAGACAAAAUUUAGGUGGCCAUGAUCAUGGGCACGAGCAAGCUGUGAGAAACAUAGAGAAACAGGGCGUCACUGGGAAAGGACACGUUGAGGAGAAUGCUGUAGAUACUUUCUCAGACUUGGAUGACGAUGAAAUUAACUCGUUACUGUUAACACGAGAAGAGGCGGAAAAGAAAAGGCUACUAUGGGAGAAGAUGAACAAGGAUUUUAUUCAAGAGCAGGAGCAAAAGCGACUACUUGGCUUGUCAGCACCUGAUGCCCCAAUGAAAAAGAGGAGAAAGAAAUUUCCUGAUAUUGAUGCGCCGCCCCCGGACACGGCGCAACACGCAAUAUAUAAAUUAAAGAGCCGAAGAAUCAACUACGAAGUCAUCGACGAACUUUUUGGAGAAGCUGCAAGCAACGGUUUCUAA
This is a messenger RNA of Peronospora farinosa, 1989 nucleotides long. NCBI's taxonomy places the organism in Eukaryota, Oomycota, Peronosporomycetes, Peronosporales, Peronosporaceae. The record is from the annotation of a GenBank genome assembly.